Siniperca chuatsi (mandarin fish) is the source of this 7831-nucleotide messenger RNA. It is a transcript of the gene paqr8, whose product is annotated as progestin and adipoQ receptor family member VIII. The coding region runs from base 801 to 1877 and encodes 358 amino acids. NCBI's taxonomy places the organism in Eukaryota, Metazoa, Chordata, Actinopteri, Centrarchiformes, Sinipercidae. Gene Ontology annotation, cellular component: plasma membrane. Gene Ontology annotation, biological process: response to steroid hormone. Gene Ontology annotation, molecular function: nuclear steroid receptor activity; steroid binding. The transcript is spliced from 8 exons. The record is from RefSeq and is a predicted model, not a curated record.
CAGAUCAGGAAGGGGCGGGCUGUUAAAAAGGAGGAAAAGCCAAGCGUACCUAACCUAACCAAGCAUUUGUCAAUUUGUCCAGGAGAUGGCGACAUAAACGGUGGCUGUCCAGAAGCAUAAAAGUCAAUCCAGUACGGAUGGGUGCUUGUUUUCUAGUACUGGACCGUAGAUGGAGACACAAACAUGCAAAAUUAAACAUGCAUUUUAUCUUUUUUUUUCUCCCAGUGUAUCAUCGUUAUUAUGGUUUUACCAAAAUAUGCUCUCUUCGGGACGUUUGGCAACAAUAUUUAUAAAGAAUUCUGGUCAUUAGAAACAAUGACACAGUGCACUUCAGUUUCUAUUAAAACUUAUAGGUAAAUACUCACGAUAUAAAACACAAACUUAACAUUGAAUGUCUCUGUCAAAGACGAUAAAUGUCAACUAUAAGAAUAUAGUGUCAUUUUUCGGUAAUGAUAAUGGCCGAUGAUGACCGCACUUCGGGGCGUUUCAGGUCAUUGUAACCCCGCCCACGCUCCAAACUCUCCGGGCUGUUGGGUCGGCUGUGUUUUUACCCUUUCCAGCUUCCCAAAUAUCUCUUUAGCUCAACAUGUUGUAGUUAGCUAUGUCGGUGCACUUUCUACGGGAGGAAAGCCUGCAGGAUAGUUAGGCUGUCUUUUUCUUCUUGAAGAGACGUGCGACUCCAGACGGGCAACAGGUGUUUUGGCGAUACAAGCAGUUUUGUCUCUCAGGGUGUUCUGUCCAGCAAUCCUCCUCUGUCUGUAUUCCAUCUCCUCUUCUUCUCCUCCACCCAUCACCCAGCUAUGUCAGGUGACAUUCUCCAGCGGCUCAGCACCUUGACCCUAAGCAUCAAACACCUCCGCCGCCUGCCCCACUUCUCGGACAUCAUCCCUUCACCCAGCCCAACCGUCACCGCAUCCCAGGUCCCCAGCUUGUUCCGAGAGCCCUACAUCCUGUCGGGCUACCGUCCUGUCCAGCAGGACUGGCGCUGCUACCUCCUCAGCCUCUUCCAGAGACACAAUGAAUCCCUGAACGUGUGGACUCACUUGUUGGCAGGUCCUGUGCUGCUGCUCCGCUGGUGGGCCAACGUAGGCGCCCUGGGGUACACCCUGGACGCAGCCUCUCUACCUCUGAGUGUCUUCCUGGUGUCUUCCUUCAUUUAUCUGUUCUUCAGUGUGGCAGCACACCUCUUGCAGUCUCACUCUGAACAUGCACACUACUUCUUCUUCUUCAUGGACUAUGUGGGUGUAGCAGUGUAUCAGUAUGGUUGCUCACUUGGCCAUUAUUUCUAUGCGUCAGAGCCAGAGUGGAGAGAAAGCUGCAUCGGGCUGUUGUUUCUACCUGGAGCUGUCUUCUUUGGGUGGCUUUCCUGUGCAGGUUGCUGUUUCGCUAAGUCCAGGUACCGGCGGCCAUAUCCAUUGCAGCGUAAGAUCUGCCAGCUGAUCCCUACCACCCUAGCAUACCUGCUGGACAUCAGCCCUGUAGCCCAUCGCCUGUUCACCGUCUCCUGGACACAGGAGCCCUCACUGCCCUUCCACGCCCUCCAUAUUGCCUUUUUCAUGCUGUCUGCCCUCUUCUUCUCAUGUCCCAUCCCUGAGAGUUUCUUCCCGGGCCACUGUGACUUCAUGGGUCAGGGUCACCAGAUCUUCCACCUGUUUCUGUCCCUGUGCACUGUGUGCCAGCUGGAGGCUCUCUUCCAGGACUACGCCAGACGGAGGGAUACAGUGGUGGAGGUAUUUGGAGAGAGGCAGCUGUGGUGGGCUUGUGUAUCCUUCCCUGUCUUGUUCCUGUGUUGCAUCCUGACAGCACUUAUCACAAUGAGGCACAUGAACAAGAAACUGCAGGGUAAACAAGACAGAGACAAGCUCUCUGCUCUCUGAGGUAAGCAGCAGUGUCAACAUUGAAAGAUGGAGUGAAAGAGCAAAUCUGGAUUACGGCGUUCAUUGAAGUGGACUAGCCAGAUAGUGGGAUUUGGGUGAACAAAGAGGCUAGUUUAAUACUGAGGCAGUGGGAUAGACUGCAUGGAGACAAGUUGGCAGAACGGUCUUCCACGUGGGUAAAAUCCCUCAGCAGAUCCAGUUAGUGUGUGUGUGGUGGGGGGGGGAGGUUGGAAAAGAGGACAACACUACACUACAAAAGGCAACAACUACAUGUUUUUGGUUUUAUUUCUCUGCCCAAUAAAAUUACUUAAGACCCUCAAGAUGUGGUGAAGGGCUGACUCAAUCGUAUUGUUCCUAAAUUAAAGGGUUUUGAUUGGCAGAAGUGGGAGCAGAUGAAAGAGUGGUUUAUCUCAAUGUAAAGAUAUUUAGUAGAUUUACACCAGCCAGAUAUCCAGCAAGGCCAAGCAUUACUAUGUAACAAGUCGACAUGGAAAGCAUGAGAUAACAUAAACAGAAUCUAGCGGAAAAUGGAAAAAGCUGGAAAAACCUUGGCAAAUACUGAAUAUUUAGAACAGGCCAUGAAACAAAUCAAGGGUGUUUAGACACUAAUGAUAAACAUGAAUAUAUCUUGUUGACCCUGUUUGUCCAUAUGGAGAAAACCAGGAUAUUGUCAGUGUGUCUCUGUGGUUUUGCCUGUUCUUUGUUAGGUGAUACAUAUUGUAUGUCAGCCAUAUUAAGAUGGUAGCCGCACCUUUUCCUUCUAAUAUGUAAAGUUAAGUAAAUAUGUAAAGUAAAUUCCCUCAGGAUGAGUUUCAGGAUGACUCAGUAUUAGAGUUAAUAUAUCUUAUUCGCUUUCUUGCCAAGUUAAAUGAGAAGCUCGAUACCACUCCCAUAUCUGUCUGUUAGCUUAGCUUAGCAUAAAGACUGGAAGCAGAGGGAAACUGGCUCUGUCCAAAGAAAAUGUGUUAUUGUCAGUUGUUGAGAUAGUCUGAAUGAAAAAACGUGAGCCAAGCAGUGUGUUAGUGAACCCUGUGGUAGCAUUGUUAGAGUCUUAUACGCUCAUGCAGUAGUCCCACUUUCCUCUGCAGGGUUAAACUCAGCAAGCAUCAGGAAGGUUAUUAUUUUUUCAAUUUGCCCACAAAUAGAGAUGAUUUGUUAGCUUGGUUCAUUCCUCUAUGAGCAAAUUGUGCUUUCAGGAUUAUGUUACAAAUAUUUGAAAUUGGUCAUGAUUCCUGUAGGCUUCCUGUCCCCCUGCUGUAAAAGUGUAGCUAUUGAUUUUGCUGUGUGCCACUGAGCAAAUCUCAUACAGAUCCCAGAAAGGGAACAAAUGAAAAUUGCUGAGCGCUAUAGAUUGCCUGUUCUGCGGGGCUUCAGAAGAUGAUUAUGACAGAAUAGGGCUGUUAAACAAGUAAUGGGUGUGGGUGUUACGUGGUGUCGGUUUCAUCACUAACAAAGAGAUGUUUGUGUGUGUGUGUGUGUGUGUGUAAUCUUAAAGAGUCAGGGGUGGUGAGGUGUGUGAGUUUGGAUGUGUGUGUCAUGGUAAAUCAAUGCAAUCCUUCCUCUGCCUUACCUUUCUGUGUCUCUGUAUCUACAAAGCAAUUACGUUAUUAAAGGAAUAGUUACAUUUUGGGAAAUACACCUUCGAUACCGCUCUCAUAUGUGUCUGUUAAAUAUGAAGGCGGAGCCAGGAGACGGUUAGCUUAGCUUAACAUAAAGACUGGACGCAGGGUAAACAGCUAGCUUGGGUAUGUCCAAAGGUUAAAAAAGGGGGGAUUUUGUAUGGAUUAAACAAACAAGAUAUAACAUGUUUAUCAGUGAGCUUUAGAGGUGCUGGUAGGUUGAUUUUUGUUUUCUUUGGACAGAGCCAUGUUAGCUAUGGUUAAGCUAACAGUCUCCUGUCAUAUUUAACAGACAGACAUGAGGGUCAUAUCAGUCUUCUCAUCUAACUCUCAGCAAGAAAGCAAAUGAGCAUAUUUCCCAGAAUGUCUAACUAUUCUUUUAAGGCAAAACAUGGAAGUUUAAACAAAAUGAACAAAGUCUUCGCUUUAGUUAAAGGGGGGGUAUGCGAUUCUAAUCCAAUACAGAAUUGCAUACCUCACCUUUAAAAACCCAACAAAAAUUAAUUUAAAUCCUUAUUAAAGUAAUUUUACACACCGAACUGGAAAAGAGCAAACGUGUUUAAUUAUUUUAAUGUAGCGUGAAUGCAGAAUAACAUAAUUGGUCUGCUCCCUUAACACUGAAUGAGGUAAUUCCACUAACCAAAAAAAAAAAAAAUGGCUUCAGGGCUAAUAGUGCAGGAGUGGCUGGAAACAUGCAUACAACUGUCAUUGACACACACUGCAAUUUCACACCAUGCAAUGGUAUCCUCCUACAGCCACGCACAAAGUAUAUCCUGUAGACAUGCUGGUAUUUCUUUUGGUUUGGGGUUUUCUAGGUUGCUACCAUUGACUGUAUAUAAAAAUGGACGAUAUGACAGCUCCCCAAAAGUGAAGCCAAAACAUCUCAACCGCCCCCUGGUGGCUAGCUGCAGUAUAGGUGAUAAACCCUGCCCCCUCCAUGUUAGCAGAUGGGACAUGAGCUAAACUAAGAACUCAAAGUACGCAAAAAGGCGGUUUCAACAUCAUGAUUGACAGCUGAGGCCGGCUCGUGAGUGAGUCGGCUGGGUGUAUGGGUGGGACCUCGAUCACUACUGCGUAGACUCUUGCAUUUACGCCAAUUCAAAUGACGAAGCUAUUCAAGUUACCAUUAGAGAAAGACAGUCACUAUCUUUGUUAUAAAUAAAUGAAUUGGGGUCACCAGCCAGGUGGCCGGUAAAUAAUUUGGAAUCAUAUCAUCUAAUGUGUUUAGAUGGUAACCCUGGAUUUGCGAAACUCUCGCGAGAUUUGUACGUGUUUUUUCAUUGUGCGCAUCCCUAAACCUAACCAGGUAGUUUUAUUGCCUAAACCUAAAUCUUACUAGAGUUUCCGCAAGUCCAGGGUUACCAUCUAGACAGGACCCUUACUCUGAGACAGGACACCAAUGAAUGAGUCCCUCCCAAAGUCGCCUGCCUGGUGUGAGCCACAUAAAGCAAAGACAGUUGAACGACUGACAGCAGUUAGUGACAGAGCUACAGCGGAGUCAAGCAGCAUACAACAGCACUAGGACAAUGGCUCCAGUAGGGAUGGUUGGCAUGUUGGGUUUGGUUUCAUCCCCAGAGGUGGGCAUCAUCUCCCUCAUCGUCUUCCUCAUCCUCAGCAUUACUCUCGUCGCCCUGUGUGCCAAGUGUCACAGGAGCAGUGGCAACGCAUAUGACGUGAGCGGCACAACGACUAAUGGAGAAGGAGGAGCCAACGGGACUGCUGGCACAAAGACUGGAGGACCCUCCGACCCAGAUACCGUAGCCUACUCAAAUUGGAGGGACCACAAAAUGCCUCCCAGCACACUGGACAGACCUCACGCAUUAACCAACUAACAAGCCCCGGUUACAGUCCUGAACACUAACCCCACAGCCACAUAACAAAUGUACCACAGAAGGCAAGAAAAAGGAAAGAGGACAAAUCACUCUCAACAUCCCAUUGCACAGAACCCCAGUUUUCCACACUUGACAUUGUUCCAAAUGGACAGAUGGACGGAAAAAGAGAGGAAGGGUAGGAGGGAAAGUUGGCCCUGUCCUCUGCCAGCCUGUGCCAUUAUCCACAGACCUUGUCUUCAUGAUGUCAGGCUUUACUUAUCUGGAUACAGUCUUAAAGGAAGAACCUCUUUUUAAAGUCGUCUCUCCUUUAUGGUAUCUGAAUUCAUCUGACAAGAACUUUUCAUCUGAAGACUUUCUAUUGACUAGCUAUUGAGUAUUUUACAUUAUGAUUUUUUUAAGAGUUUGGAUUCUGUAUGUUUUCACCAUUCUUUUCUGUCAUCACCUACACAGGAACUAUACUGAUCAUUCACAAAAUACAAUCGUCUGGGUUGAUUUAACUCUGAGAGUUUAAAACUCGCUUUGCUGUGACUUGGCCCAAACAAUGCCAAAUGCUGUAAUCAGUUACAAUGUCAUUAAAGCAGCAAACUUACUAGCGUUCAUCUGUGUUGAUUUUACCUCGACAGAUAUUUGGAGUUGAGGUGUUGAUUUGAGGCUUAUUUGUCCAGUCCUUGAGGUAAUAUAACUCUAGGGUGGCCGCUUAAACGGUCACAUCUCGAAUUACCUCUGAAUUACUGGUGACUGGAGACUUUGGUGUCCAGCCAGUAAGCCUGCUCUUUCCAGGAUGCAGAUGAAUUAAGACCCAGUUAGGAAAUUACUACCUUCCACUAUUAAGGAAACCCAGUACAGGGAGCUGAUCAAAUUAUGUGAUUGUCAUGAUGCUCUUUCCUGAGUAGAAUGCAAUGGAAGACAACAGUUUAAGGAUCAUUACAGUGAAACUUUUAGCUUACUACAGAUUGUGUUUACUUAUUAGUUCAAUAUUGGGAAAUACACUUAGUGGCUUUCUUGCUGAGAGUUAGAUGAGAAGAUCAAUAUCACUCCCAUAAGCGUCUGUUAAAUAUGAAGCUACAACUAGGAGAUGGUUAGCUCAGCUUAGCACAAAGACUUGAAGCAGGGGGAAACAUCCUAGUUUGGCUCUGUCCAAAAGGUACAUAAAUCACCUACCAGCACCUCUAAAGCUCACUAAUUAACACAUUAUGCACAUACAAAAACUGAAGCAUAAAAACAACACCUUAUGGUUUUACAGGGGGGUUACGUGCUGUAACUAUUUCUUGGCCAGUGACUUCCUGGAGUCUCGUUAUCACCAUGAGGUUGAUGAGGAAGUCACUGCACCCGGCCAAGAAUAAUCCGUCACAAAACCCCCUGUAAAACACAACACAACUUGGCAGUUUUACACUUUGGUUUUGGUAUGUAUUAAACAAUUGACAUAAAAUAUGUUCAUUUGUCAGCAUUAUGGGUGCUGGUAGGCAGAUGUUUUUUACCUCUGGACAGGGCCAGGCUAGCUGUUUCCCCGUUUGCAGUCUUUGUGCUAAGCUAACUGGCUGCUUCUCACUCUCGGCAAGAAAGCAAAUAAGCAUACUUCCUAAAAUAUCAAACUAUGUCUUUAAUAUUUUUUUCCAGCCAUUUUCAAGCUACAGCAUAUUGUAAAUUUUUAUAUUAUUGGAUGCAUUAUUCCUACCACUCCUGGCAGCCACUGGUUUCCACUCAUGUCUGUACCGUAUGAAAAUAAAUUAGCAGAUUCUUGAAACUGGCAUGAAUUUUGUAAUCCAUCAAUUCAUGUCACACAACGCAAGCAAGUUUCAACAGUCUGCUAACUGAUUUCUAUACUGUAUGGAAAUCAAUGGAAACCAAGGGCUGGAACAGUGAGAAAAAUGUAUCCAAAGUGGUUGCCAAAAAUGUAAGGUAUAUGUGAUUUGUAGAAUAGGGGUUAAAACAUGCAAAACCAUACUAUUGAACUACACUUUUGCUACUGUUGUGCUGGAUGGCAUAGUGGAAGAUCGUGGAGGAAGUGACUUUAGGUUAUGUAAUAUAAGUGCUGACACUGAUAAGAUAAAAUUGUGAUGAGGGGAUUUUUCUAAGCUUUGGUGCAAUUUCAUUAUCACUGAAGGGAUCAACUUUCUGUUUGUAUUUGUUCUUUUGUAUUCUUCCCUUUUUAUUCCAGUGUUUCUCAGUCUGCUGCUGAACAGUCUCUGGUCUGGUCAGCUGGCCCAGAUAAUGUUGUAGUAUUAUCUUUAUUGUAAACAUGUAUGGCAUUCAUGAUACUCUGGUCAGGUCUGUUUGUCCUGGAAACAAAGACAGUUUAAAAGCCAUCCUUCCAUCCCAUCCUGGCUGAUUGUGAUGAGAUGGGAGUGGCACCUUUGCUUACUGAGAAUUCAAAGUGAACCAAAGGUCACGAAACCUCAAAGCAGGGUGGAGUUGUCGUUCUUGUAAUGCCAGUUGUCAUGCUGUUCAUUGCUGUAUCAAUCCACUGAAAUGUCCAAAUAAAACACACCCAAGUGAGACAACA